UCUCUGUCAUUUUUGUUCCGGAAUUGAAAGAGGUAAGACGUGAAAAAUCGUGUUCAGGUGAAAAUUAGUGAAAAAAAAGUGGUGAAAAAUGAGUUUUGGACGCGGAAGGCAAAUGGAAUUGAUUGCUGCGAUGGCCAGGAGUGCCAGGGAGCAGCCCACGUCAAUCACAGACAGUGGAAGUGCUGAAAGUGGGAUUCAGACGACGGACAAGUCACAUGGAACGUCCGAGGAGAAAAAGCCGUCUGAGAAGACGAAGCUCACUCAGGAUUCCGGGGAGGAUUCAAUGGGAACUUCCUCCCUGGGCCGUGGGCGAAUGAUGAGACUGGCCACGGAGAGACUGAGGGAGCAGCAGAAGUCUUCGGAGGAAGAGGAUUGCAGCACUUCCCGGGGAUCCGGGAGCAGGGAAGCGAUGAAGAGGGCCAUGGAGACACUCAGGCAGUACCAUGGCUCUCCGGAGAAGACCAGGAGCCAGAUGUCUGCCUUGUCCCUCGAAGAACAAUCCCCUGAGUCUCCCAAAGACAUCGUGAGCUAUCGAGGCUCCAAAGGAUCCACCGUCAAGGUCAUGACAAACUAUUUGCCCCUGAAAUGGCGAGGCAAUCAAAGGAUCUACGAAUAUGUCGUCCAAUUUGAGCCCCCAAUCGAUAGCAUUCACCUCAGGAUGAAGAUAAUCCAGCAACUUCAGCCCCAAAUUGGCAUCUUCGUCUCCACGGGCUACAAUAUCUUCCUGACCAGGAAGCUCGAACCAAUCUCCACCUAUAAAACCACUCUGGCAGCUACCCAGGAUACCAUCAAAGUCACCAUAAAAUUGGUGAAACAGAAGCCCGAGGAGGAACUCUCCCCAUUCCUCAACAAUCUCUUCAACAAAGUCAUGAGGGCACUCAAGUUUGUCCGCCACAAAAGGAAGCAAUUUGAUCCCACGAAGGCCAAACUCGUGCCCCAGCACAAGCUGGAGAUCUGGCCAGGUUAUGUUACAGCUGUUGAUACGUUCGAGGGUGGCCUUAUGCUGUCCUUGGACGUGUCCCAUCGUCGUCUGUCGACGAUGACCGUACUUGAACUCAUGCGAGACAUCCAUCAAGCCCAUCCCCAGAAUUUCCACAAAAAAGUCAAAGAGACUCUCGUGGGGAAGGUUGUUCUGACGCGCUACAACAAUCAGACCUACUGCAUCCACGAUGUAGACUUCAAUCUCUCGCCAAAGCACACUUUCAAUCGAAACGGGGAAGAGAUUGAUUUUGUUGAGUACUACAGGAGGAAUUACAAUAUAACGAUUAGGGAUGAGAAUCAGCCGUUGCUGAUGAAUUUCAAGGAAGUCCUCGUGGCAGGGCAGACGAAGAAGCAAGAAAGGACUUCGAGUCUAAUUCCGGAACUGUGCUAUUUGACGGGUCUGACUGAUGAGCAGAUGAAUAAUCAGAAUUUGAAGAGGGAUUUGAUAACGUACGUUCAAGUGUCACCGCAGCAUCGUGUUGAGGGACUGAGGAAGUUCCUGGCAAAUGUGCAGGAAUGCGAAGCUGCCAGGAAGGUGCUGGAGGAAUGGGGUUUGGAGUUGGCACCGGAUGUUCUGGCACUGGAAGCCAGGGAAUUGGGCUUGGAGACGGUGAAUUUCGAUGGGUAUCAGGGAUCAGCAGGGGUUUCGGCGGAUUUUUCCAGGGAUGCCACAAAUAAGAGAGUCCUAACGGCUGUGCCACUGACAGAUUGGGCUAUCUUCUAUGUGCAGAGGAAUCGGGAGGAAGCAAGAACUUUCCUGGAUAAUAUGCAGAGGAAUGCUCCAAAUUUGGGCAUGAAUAUUCUUCAGCCGCAGCAUGUUGUCCUGCAGCAAGAUGCAACAAUUGAAUUUCAGCGUCGUAUCACCGAAACCCUUACGCAGAAUCCCAAUUUUUCCCUCAUCGUUGUCAUUUCUCCGUCCCAGAGGGCGGAUUUGUAUGCCUGCGUGAAGAAGAUCUGUUGCUUUCAGAUUCCCAUUCCGUCCCAGGUCGUUAUGGCCAGGACACUGAAUCAGAGGAAUGAGUCCAAGGUGAGGUCGAUUGUUAUGAAGAUUCUGCUGCAGAUGAACUGCAAAGUGGGAGGGACACUAUGGAGUGUCAAUAUCCCAAUGGCUGGAACGAUGAUUUGUGGUAUAGAUGCUUACCAUGAUCCAGCGCAGAAGGCUUCUUCAGUCACGGGAUUUGUGGCAUCAACCAAUAAAUACUUCACAACAUGGUUCAGUACGGUCAUCAUCCAGAAUAUCCGGGAGGAAGUGAGCAGGAGCCUUGGGAAUGCCGUAAAGGACGCCCUGAUGGCCUAUAGGAAGGCCAAUGGAACUCUUCCCGAGAGGAUUGUCAUCUUCCGUGACGGAGUAGGCGAUGGUCAACUUCCGUUGUGCGAACAAUUUGAGGUACCGCAGCUUAUUGAAGCUGCCAAGGUGAUCUAUCCCAAUCAGGAACCACCGAAAUUGACAUACGUUGUGACCCAGAAGCGUAUCAAUACGCGCUUCUUCCGUGCAAGGUCACAAAUUGACAAUCCAGCACCGGGAACUGUUGUCGAUCACUCAGUUACUCGGCGCUACUUCAAGGACUUCUUCCUGAUCUCCCAGAAUGUUCGUCAGGGAACGGUGACACCGUCGCACUACAUCGUUGUUUGGGAUUCUGCCAAUUUGUCAGCAGACGUCGUCCAGAAACUGGCCUACAAGUUGACAUUUAUGUAUUACAACUGGCCAGGAACAAUUCGAGUGCCUGCUUGCUGCCAGUACGCUCACAAACUGGCUUACCUGAUUGGGGAGCAUGUGAAGAGGGAGCCUUCGAACAAACUUCAGGAUAAGUUGUUCUAUCUGUAGAACGCAGAAAGGAGUACAAAAAUCUUUCAAAAGGUAAGAUUGUCAUCUGAAGUGUUUCUUUUUCUCGUAUUAUGCUUGAACUCUAAAUGAAGUUCCAACGGAGAGUUCUUAAAUUUCAUUCCAUUUUUUUUUCAUUUUUAAUUUCUGAAGAUAAGGAGUUUUUCAUUAUUUUUUGAAUUAAGUUUUUUUUAUUACCAUGACGAACAGAUGAAUUACAAUGAGCCAAAUAAUGAACCAAUGUUUUGACAAAAUGUGAUAGAAUUUUGCAUUUGUAUUACUUUUGCAUUAACAAAAAGGAAGAGUGAUCUCUGAGAUGUGCCUUGAAAUAGGUGAGGUCCUUAACAAUCUCACUUGAUAUUUUUUUUCUACUUUUGAUACUAAAGAUCUGAAUUAGUAAUAAAAAUGAAGUUAAACAAAAAAA
Molecule: messenger RNA, 3227 nt
Organism: Phlebotomus papatasi
Lineage: Eukaryota; Metazoa; Arthropoda; Insecta; Diptera; Psychodidae
Product: protein argonaute-3
Exons: 4
Coding region: 89-2806 (905 amino acids)
Biological process (GO): regulatory ncRNA-mediated gene silencing
Cellular component (GO): P granule
Molecular function (GO): piRNA binding; protein binding
Source: RefSeq, a predicted model, not a curated record